Messenger RNA from Rhincodon typus (whale shark), 2418 nucleotides. RefSeq names its product volume-regulated anion channel subunit LRRC8D-like. The transcript has a single exon. NCBI's taxonomy places the organism in Eukaryota, Metazoa, Chordata, Chondrichthyes, Orectolobiformes, Rhincodontidae. The record is from RefSeq and is a predicted model, not a curated record. Gene Ontology annotation, molecular function: protein binding. The coding region runs from base 1 to 2418 and encodes 805 amino acids.
AUGUUUUCGUUCAGUGAUGUUUCAAUUUUGGAAGACAAGCAACCAGCUUACCGGGUCUUUAAACCUUGGUGGGACACUUUCAUGGAUUAUCUGACUAUUAUCAUGUUGUUUUUGGCGAUCUUUGGCUGUAGUAUUCAACUUUAUAUGGAUGAGACUUUCUGUUUGCCACACCACAGUGAGAAUGAUGAAGCCAAACAAAACACACACCAUGAGAUAAUUUCAACCUUGCAAGAUACUCCAAAAACAUCUGAUAAUAGUGCCAAUCCAGUUGUGCAUACGAAAUCUAAUCCAUCUAUUUCUGUCCACCAUGGAAGGGUUACAAAAUUGUAUAUUUGGCAGUACUGGUAUGUCAAUCAAAUGUGCUAUAGUCAAAUCCCCUGGUUUACUAGGUUCUUCUCUUAUCUGAUUUUAUUCCAUACAGUUGUCUUAAUUAUCUGCAGUAACUUCUGCUUCACAUAUCCUAAAACAAGUUCCAAAUUGCAACAAUUUCUUGACAUUCUUCAAAAGUGUUUUCAGUCACCCUGGACAACCAAAGCACUAUCCACAGCAGUCUGUGUAGAUUCUAGAGAACAGGAAGAAACUGUAAUAUCACGAAAAUCGAGUGAAAAUGACAAUGAUGAAAUCAGUGUUAAAGGAGAUUCAUCUCUUGCUAAAAUUCCCACACAUAUUCACUCAAAUGUUUCAGUAUCUGGCUCAAGCCUGGACAAAAAGGAUGCAGAGCAAGCCAAAGCUUUGUUUGAGAAAGUAAGGAAAUUUAGACUCCAUGUUGAAGAGAAAGACACAAUUUAUAAAUUAUAUGCUGGACAAACAUUGUUCAAAACAAUACAUUGUUUAAUUAUCAUUGGAUACUUUCCAGCCUAUAUCUAUGUCGUUGACUUUAAUAACUUAUGCGAACCUAAUGCACUAAAGUUGGUUUAUUAUAAGGCUUUUGAUUGUACCUAUAGUACUGCCCGUUUUGUUAGUAAAAUGGCCCUGCUGUAUCUAGGUUUAGUGAUUAUUUACUGGAUUCUUUGCAUCCACACAAUAUGUUGGGUUUUCAGAAAUCCUCUGAGAAAGUACUCCUUUGAGAAAAAAGUUGAAAGCCAGUUCAGUGAUAUUCCUGAUGUAACAAAUGACUUUGCUUUCUUGUUGCAUUUGAUUGAUCAAUACGACACACUAUACUGCAAACGUCUCACAGUAUUCCUCUCAGAAGUGAGUGAGCAAAAAUUAAAAUUGUUAAGUUUAAAUAAUGAUUGGACUGUGGAGAAAGUGAAGGAAAAUGUCACAAAAACUAAGAAGGACCAGUAUGAGUUGUAUCUCUUCAUGUUAUCAGGAAUUCCUGAAUCUGUCUAUGAAGUUACGGAAUUACAGGUGUUAAGGUUGGAACUUUGCAGUAAUGUUAAAAUAUCCAAUAAAAUAACCCAGCUGGAGCAUUUGGAAGAAAUCUGGCUCUCACAUUGUGUGACUGAAGUUACACCAUCUGCUUUGAUGUGGUUGAAAUAUCAACUGAAGAAGGUGGGAGUUAAAUAUGUGAGUCGUGAUGAAAUCCCUGAUUGGAUCUACAAACUGAUUGACCUCAAGGAGCUGUAUCUCACUGGAAAGCUAGCCAUUGAAAAAAAAGCUGUGGAACUGGAACCAAUGAAGGGGCUUCGCUCUCUGAGAGUCCUUUACCUAAAAUCAAGUCUCUCUAAAAUACCCUCUGCCAUCAUCGAUGUUGCAUUACACCUGCUGAAGCUUUGCAUUCACAAUGAUAAGACCAAGCUCUCAAGUCUGAGUAUCUUAAAGAAAAUGAUCAAUCUGAACCAAAUUGAACUUCACAAUUGUGAAUUGGAUAAAAUCCCAACUGCCACUUAUGCUUUAUCCAAUCUUCAAGUCUUAGAUCUUAAAGGUAACAACCUUACCAAAAUUGAUGAUGUUUCCAAUUUACAAUAUUUGCAAAAGUUAUCCUGUUUGAAAUUCUGGUUCAAUAUGAUCAAGACUAUUCCCACAACUAUUAGUUUAAUUAAGAAGCUUGAGUAUCUUUACUUAAAUAACAACCACAUUGAGGUUUUACCAAAAGUCCUUUUCACAAUUGAUAAACUGCGUUACUUGGAUUUACACAACAAUAAUAUUUCUAUGCUUCCAAAUGAUGUUGGGAAUCUCAAAAACCUGUAUAAUUUGGAUUUGGGAUACAAUAAAAUAGAAACUUUACCAGACCAACUUUUCAAAUGUAACAAGCUCAUGACUCUGAAACUGAGCAACAACUUAAUCUCGAAUAUAAGUGGGAAGAUCUCAAAGCUCAGCCAACUAUCUCAGCUGGAACUUCAAGGAAACUACUUGGAAAAACUUCCAGUGGAAAUAGGACAAUGCCCAAUGUUGAAGUUAAAUGGACUUGUGAUAGAGCCACAUAUUAUCGAGUCACUUCCUUUAGAAGUAAGAGAAAAAAUGGGUGGUAGUUAG